AGUCCAAGCAUUACGGUAUCGGUGUCACACACCGGAAGUGCCAUUGUUUUGUAGCUUUUAGCAGGCAACACCAGCGACUGUAUCGUUACCCAAAUUAGUCGACUUUUUUUUUUACCGGCAGAGAAGUAUCGUUACCCAAAUUAGUCGACUUUUUUUUUAACCGGUAGAGAAGUGUUUGCUCCACGGCUAAGCAAGCAAACAUGCCGACGGACACUUUGAACAUAGAGUCUCAGCUCUCGUCCAUCAUGGACGUCCUGGUGAAAGCGGCGGUGUUAGAAAUAAGUCAGCUCUUCUCCGAGAGCUCGUCGUCCCUGCGGCUCCACCUCAACCAGAGCCUGCGGGACAACGAGAACCUGAGGACGAGGAUGAAGGUGAUGCGGGGCGAGCUCUUCUCCCUCCGCCUGCAGACCAGAGCCAACCGGCCGCUGAGUCGCGUCGCCACCUUCAAGGCGAACGCGCCCAAAGCCCGCAGCAAAACAACAGUUGUCCUAAAGCCACCUGCCGCCCAAGAACCUCCUUCCACCUCAGUGCAUCUACAGGCUGAUACGUGCCCUCCUGAAACUAAAGAGUUUCAAGUUGAAGAGACUCCAGACAUCAUCCUGAUCAAAGAUGAAGAUGACACUGCAGGAUGCGAUCCAAGUCAAAGCCAGAAGAACCGUGCACAAACACAGAACACGGAGCCUGUCGGAUCCUCCCGUCACACAGAAAUCAACGAGGAGCUGAGGAUCGUGAGCGUUCACGGACGAGGACAAGGCCCUCUGCACGACGAGAUGGAUAUUGUCUUUUCCGCGAACGAUCAGGAGGUUUUCAGCACUCAGGAUCUCGCAGUCACUCACGACGGUUUCAUGGGCGUCCCCCUCGGAGCCGGCGAUCGAGCCACAAUGCGAGGGCUGCAGGACGAGAGGAGCGUCCAGUUGGAACGACUCUCUUCCUCUCAGGUCGCUACCGGGAACGGCGGACAUCCCAGCCACGCCGGCCACUUCCCGCCGCUCCCCGCCGUCCAGUCCCAAACCGUCAGCAAGUCCCUGGACUGCAGCUUCUGCGGCAUGCUCUUCGCCAGCCGCGAGGACCUGAUCGUGCACCGCGCCGCCCACACGGGGGAGCCGCCCGUCUCCUGCGCCAUGUGCGGCAAGUCCUUCGCCAACAAGACCACGCUGGGCAUCCACAUGCGCAUCCACACGGGGGAGAAGCCGUACGCCUGCUCGCUGUGCGGCAAGCGCUUCACGCAGAGCGGCAGCCUGAAGAUACACCUGAGGACGCACUCCGGGGAGAAGCCCUACUCCUGUUCUCAGUGCACGGCCAGCUUCAACAACCCCAGCAACCUGCGCCGGCACAUGUUCACGCACAACUCCAACGGCUCCAUCUGGCCGUGAAAUCUUUUUUUAUUCUGGUCUUUAUUUGUCUCAUUGGAGUUUUGACCUUUUUUUCAGGAGUGAAAGGUCCCCUAUUAUUCUACAUAGUAAAUCUUAGAGGUCCCACGACAGUCUAGCCCAGGGGUCGGCAACCCGCGGCUCCGGAGCCGCAUGCGGCUCUUUGAUCACUCUGAUGCGGCUCAGCAGCUUACUUGCUGACCCCCCCAAUUUUCCCGUGAGACUUCCGGAUUUCAGUGCCUCUCGCAGAAAACUCCCGGGAUUAAUAUUCACCGAUUUUCACCCUUUCAGCUAUAAUAAGGGCGUGCCAUGAUGAUACAACAUUUGGCGCCCUCUACAAUCUGUAUUAACAGAGUGCCAGCCCAA
This is a messenger RNA of Nerophis lumbriciformis (worm pipefish), 1736 nucleotides long. RefSeq lists its product as uncharacterized. The record is from RefSeq and is a predicted model, not a curated record. Gene Ontology annotation, biological process: regulation of gene expression. NCBI's taxonomy places the organism in Eukaryota, Metazoa, Chordata, Actinopteri, Syngnathiformes, Syngnathidae. Gene Ontology annotation, cellular component: nucleus.